GACAGUUUCACCUCAGCGGGUUGCACAAACCUGGGGAUGUGACUCUGGGUGGGCUGUUCGAGGUCCACUACACCUCAGUCUUCCCUGAGUGGACGUUCACUUUGGAGCCAGCUCAACCCACCUGCACAGGCUUUGACACUCAAGGCUUCAGACAAGCCAUGACGAUGGUUUUUGCUAUCAACGAGAUCAACAAGAACUCUCAUCUGCUGCCGAACGUGACCUUAGGAUACAGUCUUUACGAUAACUGUGGUGCACUUGUUAUUGGAUUUCGUGCCGCUUUGGUGCUGGCCAGUGGUCAAGAGGAGCAGUUUAUACUUCAGGAGAACUGUAGUGGGACCCCUCCAGCCAUGGGGAUUGUGGGUGAUUCCUACUCAACUUUUUCUAUCGCCACCUCCAAUGUUCUCGGUUUAUUCAGGUUGCCCAUGGUAAGCCAUUUUGCCACAUGUUCCUGUCUGAGCGAUCGGAAACGGUUUCCGUCUUUCUUUAGGACGAUUCCAAGUGAUGCUUUCCAGGUGCGUGCUAUGAUUCAGAUUCUUAAACGCUUCGGGUGGAGCUGGGUAGGCCUUCUGGUCAGUGAUGACGACUACGGAGUCCAUGUUGCCCGAUCUUUUCAGUCCGACCUGACUAAAACCGGUGGAGGUUGUCUGGCCUAUUCCGAGGUGUUGCCUUGGGGCAACGAUCCAGAUGAACUCAGGAGGAUUGUGAAUGUGAUGAAGACAUCAACAGCUCGUGUGGUCAUGGUGUUUGCACCUGAAAUCCACAUUUAUCGGCUAAUGAAAGAGGUGGUGAGGCAGAAUGUGACAGGCCUGCAGUGGAUGGCCAGUGAAGCCUGGACAUCAGUGGAUGUUCUCCAGACGCCCGAAUUCAUGCCGUACCUGGGCGGCACACUGGGCAUUGCCAUCCGUCAUGGAGAAAUUGCAGGGUUCAAAGACUUCCUCUUAAGCAUACACCCAGACAAAUACCACAGCAACUACGGAAAUAGUAUAGUCAAUCAGUUCUGGGAAGAUAUAUUUCAGUGUAGAUUUGCCCCCCCUCCAUCAGGAUGGGUGGAAGCCGGUGGAGCACUGUGCACUGGACAGGAAGAUCUACAUGGUGUGGAGAGUGAGGUGUUUGAUGUUACACACCUCAGGCCUGAAUACAAUAUUUACAAAGCUGUGUACGCUCUGGCCUACGCCCUCGAUGACAUGCUGCGCUGUGUGCCAGGGAGAGGGCCUUUCAGCGGGCACAGCUGUGCUACUUUACAAACACUGGAGCCGUGGCAGAUGAUAUAUUAUCUGGACAGAGUAAACUUCACCACACCAGUUGGUGACCAAGUGUCAUUCGAUGUGAAUGGUGAUGCCUUGCCAAUAUACGAUGUCAUGAACUGGCUGUGGCACCCUGACGGAACCGCAAUGAUUCAACAUAUUGGUGAGGUUAAAGAGUCGGUCAAAGGCAACGAACUCACACUGAAUGAAGAGAAGAUUUUCUGGAACUUUGAACCCAGACAGCCACCCCGGUCAAUUUGCAGUGAGAGCUGUCCUCCAGGUACUCGCAUGGCCACAAAGACGGGGCAACCUGUGUGCUGUUUUGACUGUAUCCCUUGCUCUGAGGGAAUGAUCAGCAAUAACACAGACUCUAUGGAGUGCAUCAGUUGUCCAGAUGACUUCUGGUCGAACCCCAACCGAGACCACUGUGUUCCUAAGAAGACAGAGUUCCUCUCCUACGAAGAACCUCUGGGUAUCUGCUUGACAGCCGCCUCAUUACUGGGCACAUUCAUCUGUGCUAUUGUUCUAGGGAUAUUUAUCUACCAUCGCAGCACACCCAUGGUACGCGCCAACAAUUCUGAGCUGAGCUUCCUGCUCUUGGUGUCCCUGAAGUUGUGUUUUCUCUGCUCACUGCUGUUCAUUGGACGUCCCAGAGUGUGGACAUGCCAACUGAGACAUGCAGCAUUUGGGAUCAGCUUUGUUCUUUGUGUCUCAUGCAUCCUGGUCAAAACUAUGGUGGUACUGGCUGUGUUCAAGGCCUCUAAACCAGGAGGUGGAGCUAGUCUUAAGUGGUUUGGUGCUGUGCAGCAGAGAGGAAUAGUUAUGGUUCUUACUUCUAUUCAAGCAGCAAUCUGUACCACCUGGCUUGUAUCUUCCUCGCCAAUGCCUCAUAAAAACACCCAGUACUACAAAGAUAAGAUAGUUUAUGAGUGUGUAGUGGGGUCCACGAUAGGCUUUGCAGUUUUACUGGGCUACAUUGGCUUACUGGCCACCCUCAGCUUCCUAUUAGCAUUUCUAGCAAGGAAUCUUCCAGACAACUUCAAUGAGGCCAAACUCAUCACAUUCAGCAUGUUAAUCUUCUGUGCUGUGUGGGUGGCCUUUGUCCCACCUUAUGUCAGCUCACCAGGCAAAUAUGCAGACACAGUGGAGGUAUUUGCCAUCCUGGCCUCCAGUUUUGGUCUCUUGGUGGCACUGUUUGGGCCCAAAUGUUACAUAAUCCUGCUGAGACCAGAGAGGAACACGAAGAAAGCUGUCAUGAGCCGAGGAGCCACCAACACAUAAAACAGCACA
Mugil cephalus (flathead mullet) is the source of this 2534-nucleotide messenger RNA. RefSeq names its product extracellular calcium-sensing receptor-like. Gene Ontology annotation, biological process: G protein-coupled receptor signaling pathway. Lineage: Eukaryota; Metazoa; Chordata; Actinopteri; Mugiliformes; Mugilidae. The coding region runs from base 159 to 2525 and encodes 788 amino acids. The transcript is spliced from 9 exons. The record is from RefSeq and is a predicted model, not a curated record. Gene Ontology annotation, cellular component: membrane. Gene Ontology annotation, molecular function: G protein-coupled receptor activity.